Molecule: messenger RNA, 2200 nt
Organism: Xenopus tropicalis (tropical clawed frog)
Lineage: Eukaryota; Metazoa; Chordata; Amphibia; Anura; Pipidae
Product: nicalin-like
Exons: 15
Coding region: 30-1685 (551 amino acids)
Biological process (GO): regulation of signal transduction
Cellular component (GO): membrane; endoplasmic reticulum membrane
Source: RefSeq, a predicted model, not a curated record
GGCAGCGCCAGGCAAGGUGCCCACAGCGUAUGAGCUGCCACUCACUACUGGGCUCCUACUCAGCGAAGAUGCUCCCCGGGCCCCUGCUCCUCAUCUGCCUCCCUGUGGCCCUAAGUGCCCUCCAGUUCCCAGUGUAUCGUAUGCAGGAGUACAGCCUGAGGGGCCACUCACACGGCUGCCGGAAUGCGCUGGUCCAGGCAGAGAGUCGGACGCUGGAGGCGGAGCUACUGACCCGUCACUGUAUCAUCAUGAGAUUGGCAGAUUUCUCUACAGACAGAUGGUACCAAGCGCUCAGCCAAUCAGCAGGGGCCCUGCUCAUCCUGGUACCCGAGACCCUCUCAGGGGCCCCACAGGGCCAACAGCAGGGGUUCCUGGAGGGGGAGAUGGAGAUGCUGAGGAACGACACUUGGGUUCCGAUCUACUUCGCGGUGGAACAGGAGGAGCUGCUGUCGGUCUAUGAGGAAAGUAAAUCCGUUUCCCAGGUGCUAAGCUCCUCCUCCGCCCUGCAAGUUAUGUUGGGACUGGUGAUGGGCAACGGAUUUCAGAUGGUCACAGGGGAAACCCAAAGCCAACCAAUCAGCAACUCAGCCAUUGUCACCAUGGAGGGCCAGCUGAGAGGCCGGGGGGAACCUGAAGAACUGCCCACUGUGGUUAUUGUCGCCCAUUAUGACUCUGCUGGAGCUGCCCCAUGGCUGGCGUUUGGGGCCGACUCGAAUGGGAGCGGUGUGGCAGUUCUACUGGAGAUAAUGCGGCUCUUUCACCGGCUCUAUAGGGACCCGCUGAGCCAGCCCAGGUACAACCUGCUCUUCUCUCUCACUGGGGCCGGAAAGUUCAGCUAUUAUGGGAGCAAGCGAUGGAUAGAGGAGCACCUUGAUCAUUUAGAGAGCAGCCCAUUGCAUGAGAACGUGGCAUUCGUCCUUUGCCUGGACACUCUGGCCAAUGGGGACACGCUGCACAUACACGCCUCCAGGCCUCCCCAGGAGGGGACUGCACAGUGGGACUUCAUCAGAGACCUGGAGUCGGUCAUAAAGUUACCCCAGUUCCAGGGAGUAGACGUGUCCCUGAUCCAUAAGAAGAUUAAUCUGGGGGAAGACAUCUUGGCGUGGGAACACGAGCAGUUCAGCCUCCGACGUAUCCCAGCAUUCACAGUGUCACAUCUGAGCAGCCACCAGCUUGGCCUGAAGAGCUCCAUCCUGGACACCAGAUCUCAGGUGGAUACGGAGAAGCUACGCAGGAACACACACGUCCUUUUGGAGGCGCUGGCGAGGUUCCUUUAUAAAGAACCCAUGAAGGCAAUUCCAGAGGAUUUUCUCAUAUUUCAGGGGGAAAUGGAGGUGGAUGGGUCUCGCCUGACGGCCACCCUGGAUUGGUUGGUGGCCCAGCCCCGCGCUGCGCAGCUAUUGGGGGAGAAGCACCCCCUGCUCAUCACCAUGGAGACUCUAUUCAGGAGGUACCUGAGAGACACCAAGCGCCACGUGUUCCGGCCGGAUGAGAGUGACCCCGAGUUUGUCUUCUAUGAUCAGCUGAAACAGACCAUGACGUCCCACAGAGUGAAGCCCCCCGUGUUCGACCUGUUCAUGGCGUUUCUCAUCGCUGGGUACUUGGCGCUGACCCAUCAGGCGGUUCAGAGCUUCGGGCCCCUGUACAGAUAUGCCUGCCUCGUUGCCAGACAAAAGAGAAAAUAACCCCCCUGGUGGCAGAAGAGGAAUUUGCCCUUGGCUGCCAUGUUGGAAAUAGGGAGACAGAGGGGUUUUGUCCAACGACACAUUGGCACUAUGGCAGCUCCGCUGAUUGGCUCUAGCCUGGCACAGCCCACUGGGAGGAGCCAGGAGUCUGGGGCUGCUUGAGGGGCUUGACCACCAGCUUAUUACCCAUAAUUCACUGCAGUGCCUGUUUGCACUGACGUCUCAUUGGCUGUUCCUGUAGAACAAAGCAGAACUGGGUCCAAUCGCAAGGGCAGUGCCAUGUGUCCCUUUCCCACAAUCCUCUUGUUGUGGCCAUACAACAGCGGGAAAGCCACCUCCAAUGUCUGUACCACCCCUGCUUGGAGGCUGCUCCCUGUAACUACCCCCUUUACUUACGUUGCCUAAUGUCAGUUACCCCCCCUGAAGCUUCAUGCUGUGGCCCCUGGGGCUUUCCUACUCGGGGCCACACCGGGUUAUCCCCCCUGGGGCUUCCCUACUCGGGGCCACACCGGGUU